Molecule: messenger RNA, 1332 nt
Organism: Ascochyta rabiei
Lineage: Eukaryota; Fungi; Ascomycota; Dothideomycetes; Pleosporales; Didymellaceae
Exons: 1
Coding region: 1-1332 (443 amino acids)
Source: RefSeq, a predicted model, not a curated record
AUGAGCUCCUCACAAUAUCCACUCCGCCAGUCUGGCAUUUAUCGCAACCUCCCCACCUUUGACCCCUCGUUGAAAGACCUGAGAGCCUUGGUGCUCGGUGCGACUGGCAUAUCAGGAUUCCACACGAUCAGGGCGUUGCUAGACUCCCCUCGCCGCUGGUCCAGAGUUUAUGCAGUGUCACGCAGUCCAUUAUCGAAGAAGCUGCUUUCCCUGCUCACCGAAGAGCAACGGUCUCGCAUCAAGCAUGUCUCCGUCGACAUGACAUCUCCUGCGCAUGAUAUCGCUCAGGCUUUUCGUGACGCUAAUGUCAUGGCUGAAUACGUCUUCUACUACGCGUACUUGCCACCCCAGAGCGGACAUUCGGCGAUGGAUCCUAAAACGGCGGAGGAGCUUGUCCAGGUCAACGUGCCACCAUUUAAGAACUUCCUUGGCUCCCUACCAAUUGCUGGUAUCAGACCGAAGCGCAUACUUUUGCAGACUGGCGGGAAGAACUACGGUGUGCACAUUGGUCGAGUGCGCACAUCGAUUGUCGAGUCUGACCCUCAACCGAGGCAUCUCGCUCCGAAUUUCUACUACCCCCAAGAAGACAUGCUCCGCACCUUUUGUAACGAGCAUCCCGAAACGGACUGGAACAUGAUCCGCCCCUUCGCAGUUAUCGGUGCGACCGAACAUGCAUCCAUGAACACAUUUUUCAGUUUUGGCGUCUACGCUGCCAUCCAGGCACUAAAGGGCGAGCCACUGAGGUUUGGAGCUGACUUCCAAUCAUGGCAAUUUGAAGCCAGCCAUUCUACUGCCAGGUUGACAGGGUAUUUGAGCGAGUGGGUGGUACUGGAAGAGAAGUGUGCAAACCAGUCAUUCAAUGCUCAAGACGGCGGUCUCCUUAGUUGGGACCGCUUCUUCCACGAGUUAGCACGCUGGUAUGGGGUCUCCGAGGUUCAAGGCCCCGAACUCGAUGAGAAAAAACUUCAAACAACGACCAUGGCAGGCGCCGAGGAUUGUCCUCUGGGCUAUGGACCGCCCUUGGUCAUCAGAAACAGCUUCACGCUCGCACAGUGGGCGGCCGAUCCAUCGAAAAAGAAAGCGUGGGAAGAGAUCAUGUCCAAAUCGAAUGGACAGCUGACCAAGAACCCGUGGGACGGCGAUCUGAAGGAUUUCUUCAUGGGAGAUUUUGCGUACUUAGCUUUCGGAACCGCAUCAACGAAUAAGUCUAAGCGAUACGGCUUCUGCGGAUUUGUCGACACACUUGAGAGUAUUUUUGAGAUGUUUCAAGAGAUGGAGAGACUCGGUAUAUUGCCACAGAUGAAGGUGGAUGCUGCUCAGCCACAAGUAUAA